GACGAAUACAAAUACAACGGAAAGCGAGAGAGAGAGAGAGAGAGAGCAGCGAAAUGGAUCUAACGACUCGGCAGAGGCGGCCGAUGCCGUACGAUAUGUCAACGACGUCGUCGUCGUCGUCGUCGAGGUCGUACACUAAGCUAGAUAAGCCGGAGAAAUCGGACGGCAAAGAAGUGACGGACAAGGGAUUUGGAUGGAUGUUACCAUUGUUUGCCCUAGGAAUGUUGAGGUACAUGAGCGCCACAUCGAACAUCAUACAUGAUUGCGACGAGGUAUUCAAUUACUGGGAGCCUCUGCACUACCUGCUCUACAAAUCUGGGUUCCAAACUUGGGAGUACAGCUCACAGUUUGCAUUGCGCUCUUAUUUGUACAUUCUUUUCCACAAUUUGGUGGGUUGGCCGGCUUCCUGGUGGUUUGGUGAGGAAAAAGUGAGAGUAUUUUAUGCUGUGAGAAUCUUUCUUGGUCUCCUCUCUGUCACCACAGAGGCUGCUCUGGUAGUUGCCCUUUCAAGGAAGUAUGGAAAACGUAUUGCUUCCUAUACACUGGCCAUGCUAUGCUUAACCAGUGGUUGUUUUUUUGCUAGCACAAGUUUCUUGCCAAGUUCAUUCUCUAUGUAUGCUAUGUCUCUCUCGUCAGCAUUAUUUCUUUUUGGGAAGCCUGCCAUGGCAAUUUCUGUUGCAGCCACUGGAGUUAUUCUUGGCUGGCCAUUCUCAAUCUUGGCUUUUCUUCCAAUUACAAUUUACUGUUUGAGAGGGAGGUUCAAACAAGCUUUUCUCUCAGGGGCAGUCACUUCUCUAGCUUUGAUGGCACUCUCGCUAGUUGUUGACUAUUACUACUACAAAAGAUGGACAUCAUCUGUUUUGAACCUGCUGUAUUAUAAUGUCUUAGGGGGUGGUGAGAGCCAUUUGUAUGGCACUGAAGGUCCAUUAUAUUACCUGAGGAAUGGAUUUAAUAAUUUCAACUUCUGUUUUGUACUUGCUUUAUUGUUCCUUGCUAUUCUGCCAAUUGCAAGAAAGAAGUACGCUCCAGACUUGUUGGUUGUCAUUUCACCUAUCUAUAUUUGGCUAGCCUUUAUGUCUUUGCAGCCACACAAGGAGGAAAGAUUUCUCUAUCCAAUAUAUCCACUUGUUUGUGUAGCUGCUUCAGCUGUUAUUGAGAGCUUUCCAGAUCUUUUCCGGGAUAAGUACUAUCCCGAUCAUAAUGCUUGGCUUAUUUUUAUAGCUAAAGCUCUCAGGCCCAUGGUUCUUGGCCUAAUUUUAUGUGCCUCUCAUUCCCGGACAUUUUCCUUGAUUCAUGGUUAUUCUGCUCCUUUGGAGAUUUACAAGCAUUUUGAGUACCACGAUGAUGUAGGAAUGGGUUCUACAGUUUGUGUUGGAAGUGAGUGGCACCGCUUUCCAUCAUCCUUUUUCAUUCCUGAUUAUGUGGGUCAAGUUCGAUGGAUAGAUGAUGGGUUCAGGGGUCUGCUACCAUUUCCAUUUAAUUCUACGUUGGGCGGGACUUCAGCAGCACCACCUCACUUCAACAAUAAGAACAAAGCAUCAGAAGAGCAAUAUCUCAUGGAUCUUGAAAGCUGCAGUUUCCUCGUUGAAUUGCGACUUCAGCGACCUUCCCCUACUCGAGGAAGUGACUUGUCAACAUGGGAGGUUGUUGCAGCAUUACCAUAUCUGGACAGGGAACUUUCACCUCCCUUGUAUCGGUCAUUCUUCAUCCCAUAUCUUUGGCAGCAAAACAAUGUUUUUGGCAUGUACAGACUUCUUAAAAGAAUACCCAAGUGAUAGUCGAUGUAUGAGCCCACGAGCACUAUCUUCCAUCGGUUCUAGUGUUCUCCAACCUGAGAUGUUUAAGCAUAUGAAUAGAUCUGUCUUAACAUCACUAACUUUACAUCGACUGGAUUUGCUGAUUAGAUAUAGGGAUUAUUCUGUCUUGUCCAGGGGUUCCAGGUUCAUUCGCUACUCCAUGCAAUGAGGUUCACAAGAGUUAGCAAUUAAAAUCCAGGAAGUUUUAUGUUGGAUUGACAUAAUGAAAUUAAAAGUACUGAUCUCUUUUGAUGAAUAACAUUGUUGAUAAAAAAUUCCUUACAAAAGCAGAUUACUCCUAAAUGAAUGUGCUCAUUUUCCAGCAGAAUAUAC
Ilex paraguariensis (yerba mate) is the source of this 2129-nucleotide messenger RNA. NCBI's taxonomy places the organism in Eukaryota, Viridiplantae, Streptophyta, Magnoliopsida, Aquifoliales, Aquifoliaceae. The record is from the annotation of a GenBank genome assembly.